Messenger RNA from [Candida] anglica, 978 nucleotides. NCBI's taxonomy places the organism in Eukaryota, Fungi, Ascomycota, Pichiomycetes, Serinales, Debaryomycetaceae. The record is from the annotation of a GenBank genome assembly.
AUGAACGAAUUGGAGGAUUGUCCUGGUGAUAGAGUAUCUUCGCUCUUGUUCACGCCUCAAGACCAACUUCUUGUGACUGCUUGGGAUUGUCAGACGCGUCUUUACGACGCGUGCGACUCAUCGAAUGUGGUUGCCAAGAUCGCGUCUUCAGUGCCAAUGAUUUCAUCCCGAGGUCUCUUCUCAUCGGUGUAUACCGGCGGGUUGGAUGGAUCAAUUCGACUUGUAGAUUUGGAAAACCAAUCAUUGAGCCCGCUUCCUGUAGAUAAAUUGGAAGGUGGAGUCGCCCACAUGGUAAAUAAUAACAAUACUAACUCGCUCUUGGCCGGGUCGUGGUCAGGUGUCAUGGCCCAAGUAGAUCCUAGAACCAAUAAAACCCUUGGCCGGUGGACCGUUCCACACAAAAUCGUGGCCAUGGAUGCAAAUGACCAAUAUCUAGCCGUAGGGAUGACCAAUCGAGUGGUCCAUGUGUACGAUCAUCGGAAUUACUCAGUGCCAUAUCAAGUGCGCGAAAGCGGACUCAAGUUCCAAAUGACCGAUUUGAAGUGUUGGGAUGAAGGAUAUGCACUUUCUUCAAUCGAUGGCAGGGUUGCCAUCGAGUUCUACGAUCCAUCAGAGGCUGUCCAAGCCAAAAAAUAUGCAUUCAAAGGACACCGAACCUCGGGGCAAUUGAUGGAUGAAGUGUACCCAAUCCACGGGCUUUGUUUCAAUGCAGGUCUCUUGUACACAGCGGGGAACGAUUUGGUUUGUCUGUGGAACUUCCAGGCAAGGAAACGGGUAAAGCUGUACAAGGUUCCUAGAUCAACAGUGGCUCCUGAGAUAGUCCCAGAGGUGACCCAUGUGAGCGUAGACUCCAGUGGGAAAUACAUGGCAAUUGCUGUGAAUGAGCUGCACCAGUUGAAUAUAUCCUCGAAUAACCAGCAGGCGCACCAUCCGAACACCACGCCGCACUCAAAAGUUUAUCUCAAGUCGAUGAGAUGA